AUAAAUUUGUAAAAAGUUGAAUUAUUAGGGUGCAAACACAAUAUUGUGACUGAAACGUUUCCCGCAUCGGCCGACCCACGACUCUGCCGGCGACAGCGACUCGUCCACCCAACACGUGCUCAAAAUGGUGGAGCGCAGCCGGCGGCCCAAGACGAGCGGCGGUCGGCGGCGCGGCGCGGCCGGGCCGCGGCCGGUCGGCCCGCCGCCCGAGUCGGAGUCGCCGUGGCGGCCGGCCGGCGGCUCUGUGCCCGUCGAGGCGCGCGAGUCCAUCCUCCGGCUGGUGGCCGAGCACCCACAGGGAAUAUACUUGGACGAAUUCAAUCAGAAACACCUGGCAAUGGUCGGGCACGCUAUCGCCUACAUCACCCUGGGCUUCUUGUCGCUGAAGGGCCUGAUGGAGUCGAUACCGGAGCUGGUCCGACUCAAGGAGACUCCCACGGGCGACAAGGUGUUCCCCAUCCCGGCGCCAGGCGCUGGCUCCUCAGCGACCCCGUCCACCGCACCUGAAGCCCAGGACGCGUCGCCAGCCACUGCCUUCCUAUCCUUCGAGGAUUCUGUUCGCGGCUUCUCGGAGGAGCUGGUGAAGGUGAUUUCCGCGCAGAGCGAGUGCGUCAAGGUGUCCGACGUCCCCAACUUGUACUACCGCGAGUUUGGCCGCGGCCUCGACUACCAGCAGCAGGGCUUCACCAGCCUGCUGGAGGCGCUGGCCUCGCUCAGCGCGCCCUUCCACCUGGAGAAGCGCGACGACGACUGGCACGUCAGUGUGAGGAGGCCGGGCGGGCGGCGGGCCCGCGCGGCCAGCGGCGCCCAGGGGCCUGCAGCUGCCGGCGACACGGGCCGACUGCACUCGCCCAAAUCAGAUGCGACUGGGGUCGUCCCGUCGGCGGCGGGCGGGGACGCCGCGCGCUCGCCCGUACCGCCUGCGCGGUUCGCCAUUCAGCAGCUCGUCUGGCUGGAGGAGGGCCGCCAGGUGGCCACCGAGACCGGCUACCCGCUGCUCGAGGUGGUCGUCACGCACGCCCGCUCUCCGGGUGAGUUUUUCUUCCGUCUGGGCAGCAGCGGCGCAGAGCUGGUGCGCCUGGAGGCCGCCCUGGCCGCUGUGUACGGCGGACAGCACCGGGCGCCGGCCAUGCGGCACUGGACGGCCGGCCGGCCGCUGGCCGCCCGCACCCACGCCGGCUGGAGGCGCGCCGUCCUGCUCGGCCGCGCUGCCGAACAAGUGAAGGUGUAUCUAGUGGACACGGGCGCGCGGCUGCUGCUGUCGCUGGAAGCCGUCCGACCCCUGGACGACCAGUUCAUGAAACUGCCGGCGCUGGCGCACGAGGGGUCUCUGGCGCGGGUGGCGCCGCCCCACGGCAUCUGGUCGCGGCCGGCGCAGACCGUCUUCGAUAAGCUGGUGCGCGGCGGCGUGCCUCUGAUGGCCACCGUCCUGCAGCAGUCCCAGUACGUCAGCGCGCUGCUGCUGUGCGACACCCGCGGUGAGACGGACGUCCACGUCGGCGACGAGCUGGUGUCGGCCGGCGCGGCGGUGGUUCAGCCGCAGCACGACUGGCCGCCGGCGACGCUGCGCACCCCCAACUCUCGGCUGCUGAGCGACCUCUACGCGGCGCUGGGCACGCCCGACGACCACCGCCGGCCGGCUGUCAACGGGGAGGUGCGGACGCCGCCCGAGGGCGCCGAGCUCCUGUCUCCGGCCAGCCGGCAGCUGCCGGAGGCUGGUCACUGCGACACCGGCCUGGUCGACCAGAUCAACGCGCUGAAAAUCCAGUGCGUUUGACGGCACUGCGCUGUGCUCCAGUUACGACGCCCACAAGCAGUCCGAGGGUGCGCCGGCGGGUCCGCGGCGGGCGGCGCUCAGAGCGCGCCACCUGCGCCUGGAGGCCGAGCUGCAGCGGCUGCAGGCAUCGCGAUAAGUCCGCAGACCGCAGUGAGGCCCGCGAUAAGUCCCGCAGACCUCAGUGAGGCCCGCGACGAGUCCUGCAGACCUCAGCUCGCGAUAAGUCUCGCAGACCUCAGCUCGCGAUAAGACGUCCCGCAGACCUCAGCUCGCGAUAAGUCCCACGGACCUCAGUGAGACAUGCGAUAAGUCCCGCAGACCUCCGUGAGACCCGCGAUAAGUCCCGCAGACCUCAGUGAGGCCCGCGAUAAGUCCCGCAGACCGCAGUGAGGCCCGCGAUAAGUCCCGCAGACCUCAGCUCGCGAUAAGUCCCACGGACCUCAGUGAGACAUGCGAUAAGUCCCGCAGACCUCCGUGAGACCCGCGAUAAGUCCCGCAGACCUCAGUGAGACCCGCGAUAAGUCCCGCAGACCCAGUGAGACCCGCGGCGGGCGCGGGUCUCACUUUAUUGUACCUGUACCUCGCAUUGUACCUGGCACCGGGCAGCGGGGCGCAGUCCCGGUCCCGGCAGCGUGCGCAGAUAGGUGUUGCUUUGCAUGACUCCUCCGAGUACGUUAUUCGGAGCGGCUGUGACUGCUCGUCCAGAGUGUUAGGUAAAUGUAAUAAAUUAAUUCUCACAGUUGCC
This is a messenger RNA of Amphibalanus amphitrite, 2522 nucleotides long. Its product is annotated as tudor domain-containing protein 5-like. Gene Ontology annotation, biological process: spermatogenesis. The transcript has 12 exons. The record is from RefSeq and is a predicted model, not a curated record. Lineage: Eukaryota; Metazoa; Arthropoda; Thecostraca; Balanomorpha; Balanidae. The coding region runs from base 125 to 1777 and encodes 550 amino acids.